AUGAAAGGGAUCAAGUUCAUUUUUAUGGCCCUAGCCGCAGCUGUGGCCCAAGGUAUCUCUGACAAUUCCCAGUGGUCUAAUGAGCAUGUGGUGACCUCCUUGUCCCUUCCUGAUCUGGAUUUGAAAACUUCCAUGAAGAGCCUGAAAGAUUGGAAGCUGAAUGGAGAUGUCAAGCUGGAUGAAGGGAGAAUUAUUCUUACUCCCAAACCAGAAAUAGUCUCUCUUAAUGACAAAAAGAAGCAGAUCAAGGGAUCUAUUUGGACUGAAUAUGGGUUUGGGUUGAACCAGUUUACAAUUGAAGUAACCAUGAGAUCAUUGGGUUCAAUUGGGAGAACUUCUUCUGGGCUUAGUUUAUGGCUUGUAGAUGACCAAGCGGGUACCAUUUCACAAGAUCCAGGAAAUAAUUUUGGGGGCCCGGAAAAAUACAAAGGUUUACAAGUUUUGAUGGACUCUAAUGACGCUAAAUUGAAUUCUGUCACUAGGAGUUACUUGAUGGAUGGUGACUUUGAUAUAUCAAAGGCAUUUUCCGUAUGUAAUUUUCCUUAUCAGAACAGCAAUGUUCCGGUGAUUUUGAGGUUAAGUUACAAGAAAGGGAAUUUCAAGUUGACUAUCGAUAACAAGUUAUGUUUUCAGACAGACAAGAUAAGCAUACCUUUGGGCCGAUUUUGGACUUUUGGUAUAUCAGCCGUAACUCGUAACGAUCUUAAAGUUCAUGAACAAUUUGAAAUACUCAAGUUAAAGACAUUCAACGACGUGGUUGACACAGACGAUGAGGUAGACCUCCUUUUGGACCAGCCUUAUGCGACUACCACAAUCAUGGAACAAGCUUCUAAAGAAACUGCAGCCCCUGAAUCAAAGCCAAUAGUUUCCGAAUUUGGUAACUCGCAAGCUUUUAGAGAAAAAGAGUUGGAACUGAAAAACCAACUAGCGCAACAGAAAUCUGCAGAAGCACUCCCUUACAUCAUUGCUAAACUGGACACUCUGGAGUCAUUGGUAGAUGAGACCAAUCUUCUUAUAACAUCAUCGAACGAACAACCCCAUGGAGAUAUUCUCUUACAGCAGAUCAAUCGUCAAUUUCAUGAAGUUUUCAAGCAUAUCAGAUAUGUUAACGACAAGGUUGAAUUACUGUCCAGAUCUCCAGACUCAUCAUCAUCAUCGUCGUCAGUGACUUCAAGUAACGUAGAUGGCUUAAAACGGGACAUUCUUGCUCUUACAGAAACAGUUAGGGGACUAAGUGAAGAACAGAAAAUGGUGAUGCAGGCACUGCUACGUAUCAACGAUCUUGUAAAAACACCAUUGAAUCACGCAAAUGUGGUAACUCUUGAUGAGGUUGCCUCCAAAAUGAAAAUGUAUCUUGCUCCGCUACUCCUGAUAUUUAUCGUCAUAAUUGUUAUGAAUUACAGACUAGGAAAACAGAUUCGUCAUGCUAAAAUACUAUGA
Messenger RNA from Komagataella phaffii GS115, 1440 nucleotides. RefSeq lists its product as uncharacterized. Gene Ontology annotation, molecular function: D-mannose binding. Bases 1 to 1440 code for a protein of 479 amino acids. The record is from RefSeq and is a predicted model, not a curated record. Gene Ontology annotation, cellular component: COPII-coated ER to Golgi transport vesicle; endoplasmic reticulum-Golgi intermediate compartment; endoplasmic reticulum membrane. Gene Ontology annotation, biological process: Golgi organization; endoplasmic reticulum to Golgi vesicle-mediated transport; endoplasmic reticulum organization. NCBI's taxonomy places the organism in Eukaryota, Fungi, Ascomycota, Pichiomycetes, Pichiales, Pichiaceae. The transcript has a single exon.